CUCUGGUGGACUCUGGAGGACUCUGAGUGAAAUGCUGUGCUAGUUUACACACUUUUCUUCGACAUGGAGCCUCCGGACUUUGAAUCCAUGAACUUCACGGUGGAGCCGGCGGAGGCAGCAUACCCGCGCUGUGAGGAGUGGAGGGACUCCUCGGAGGGCUCCGUCUUCCACCUCGCUCACAUCUUCCUCUUCCUCGGCUUCAUGGGCGGCAGCGGCUUCUAUGGCCUCAUCUACCUGUUCAGCUUCCUCACGCUGGGCUUCUUCUGCUGCACGCUGUGGGCGUGGACCGACGCGUGCACCACCGACUCGUUCCUUUGGAGUUUCGCGCUCUUCGGUGUGUGUUUGGGGCAGGUGCUGCACGUUGCCUACCUCAGGAGCGUCUCCUUCGAGAAAGAGUUCCAGGAGCUCUACAACUGCAUGUUCAAGAAGCUCGGGGUGUCGCUGACACAAUUUGGGAAGAUAGUGGCCUGCUGUGACGGAGACAUCCACACCUUAGAGAAGGACCACUGCUUCGCCGUGGAGGGAAAAACUGCCAUCGACAAGCUGUCCGUGCUGCUGUCCGGCAGAAUCCGUGUGACAGUGAACGGAGAGUUUCUGCACUACAUCUACCCGUUCCAGUUUCUGGACUCACCUGAGUGGGACUCUCUCAGACCAUCAGAGGAGGGGGUCUUCCAGGUGACCCUGCAUGCAGAUAACCCCUGCAGAUAUGUGGCGUGGAGGAGGAAGAAACUCUAUCUGCUUUUUGCAAAGCAUCGUUACAUAGCUAAGAUCUUUGCCCUGGUCGUGCGCAACGACAUUGCAGAGAAGUUGUUCUCCCUUAAUGACAAGGCUUCCAACAAGGCAGGGCACCGUUUCGAUCUCCGCUUACCAAGUUACUGCCACAUGCCGGGGACUGAAUUAGAAAAGGCAGAUGGCUUCCUGCAAGUGCCAGUGCAGGGGACAAGGACUGCCUGAGUGUACACACACACACACACACACACACACACACACACACACACACAGCUCCAAGCCAUAAACACUUAACUGACUCCUUGCAUGACGGAAUAUGUGUCAGUUGGGUGUGGCAUGGUGUAGUAUUAUCUGUUCCAUGUGUGGUAAGUGAGUUUCAAGUGAUGUUAUCUUAAAUCUGCUUGCGUUGUCAUUUGAUCUCAACAUGUAGAUUUGGUAGGUGCAGUUGUCAACAAACAUGGUGUCAGGUCAAGAGGAUACUCUCUGGGGACUAGACCAGGGUCAUGUGACUGAUAGACAGCCUGGGACAUCUGUGGGCUACUGUUUUGUAGCCUUACCAACUAGGCUGAUGUUAUUCAUACUGUUUGAACGUAGCUUUUUGUCAUGUACUUUGAGAUAGAAGCCUUUUAACUAGGGAUGUCCCGAUCCAAUCUUAAACAUCGGACUCAGGGCUGAUCAAGGCAUUUUUUGACUGAUCCAAAUCGGCUAUAUUUAGCUCAUAAAGUUAUCUGAUCCUUUGUUUUAUGUCGACUAUCACGCAGGUGUUUUAAUUUAAUGCAACAACACGGAGCAAACACACCAUGAAUUAAACACAGUGUGAGAUUGUUUAUUUACAUUAGCUACCCAAGUUCUGAGCACUUGUUUUAUUUCAGCUCAGUUUGAGACUUUUGUAUUUUGCCUUUGGUUAUAGCACACUGUGUUUCUGCGCCCUGCUCAGAGUAGUGAGGAGGAGAAGAGGAGAGGAAAGCAAUGCAGAGCUUACUACAACCUCACUCACCACUGCAAGGACAAUUAAAGCUGCGCAAGCAAAAAUCCAACAUGGUUUACGUAUUAAUGAAUC
This is a messenger RNA of Plectropomus leopardus (leopard coralgrouper), 1789 nucleotides long. RefSeq names its product popeye domain cAMP effector 3 (gene popdc3). Gene Ontology annotation, biological process: regulation of membrane potential; skeletal muscle tissue development; striated muscle cell differentiation. NCBI's taxonomy places the organism in Eukaryota, Metazoa, Chordata, Actinopteri, Perciformes, Serranidae. Gene Ontology annotation, cellular component: sarcolemma. The record is from RefSeq and is a predicted model, not a curated record. Gene Ontology annotation, molecular function: cAMP binding.